Messenger RNA from Nematolebias whitei (Rio pearlfish), 3853 nucleotides. It is a transcript of the gene cdkl5, whose product is annotated as cyclin-dependent kinase-like 5. The transcript has 19 exons. Gene Ontology annotation, cellular component: nucleus; dendrite cytoplasm. Bases 235 to 3459 code for a protein of 1074 amino acids. Gene Ontology annotation, biological process: positive regulation of axon extension; regulation of dendrite development; protein phosphorylation. The record is from RefSeq and is a predicted model, not a curated record. Gene Ontology annotation, molecular function: protein kinase activity; ATP binding. Lineage: Eukaryota; Metazoa; Chordata; Actinopteri; Cyprinodontiformes; Rivulidae.
AAACAUUUUUGGAAGAGUUCUGGAGGAAGAACGAAUCAAAAGAAGAAGAGUGACGAAGGUGUGCGGUCAGGAGGUGGCCAUGUUUCUCCAGGAGUCCGAUGUUCGCUCCGUCAGCCUCCCGUCCAAUCAGGAGUCUGCAGUCCAGUCCGCCAGCUGCUCGACCAAUCAGGAGUCUUCUCGUUAAAACCAGAGGAGCUCGUUUCACCCGAAGGAGACCCCGCCCUCGGUGAUGUGAUGAAUAAGUUUGAAGUCCUUGGCAUUGUGGGAGAAGGUGCGUAUGGCGUGGUGCUGAAAUGCAGACACAAGGAAACCAACGAGCUGGUGGCCAUUAAGAAGUUCAAAGACAGUGAAGAAAAUGAGGAGGUUAAAGAAACGACCCUUCGGGAGCUGAAGAUGCUCCGGACAUUGAAGCAGGACAACAUCGUGGAACUGAAGGAGGCUUUCCGCAGGAGGGGGAAGCUCUACCUGGUCUUUGAAUACGUAGAGAGGAACAUGCUCGAGCUGUUGGAGGAGUUUCCGACCGGCGCUCCACCAGAUAAAGUCCGCAGCUACAUCUUCCAGCUGAUCAAAGCCAUCAACUGGUGCCACACCAACGAAAUUGUCCACAGAGAUAUUAAGCCAGAAAACCUUCUCAUCAGUUCUUCAGAUGUUCUCAAACUCUGUGACUUUGGUUUUGCUCGUAACCUGUCUGAAGGAACAGAUGCCAACUACACAGAGUACGUUGCCACGAGGUGGUACCGCUCACCUGAGCUGCUGCUGGGGGCUCCGUAUGGAAAGGCCGUGGACAUGUGGUCGGUAGGCUGCAUCCUCGGGGAGCUGAGUGACGGACAGCCUCUGUUUCCAGGGGAAAGUGAAAUUGAUCAGCUCUUCACCAUCCAGAAGGUUCUGGGUCCACUUCCUGCAGAGCAGAUGAAACUGUUCUACAACAACCCGCGGUUCCAUGGAAUCAGGUUUCCUUCAGUCACUCACCCGCAGACAUUGGAGCGGAGGUACCAAGGCAUCAUGAGCGGUCUGAUGUUGGAUUUAAUGAAGAAUCUGUUGCUGCUGAACCCGACGGAGCGUUUUCUAACUGAGCAGAGUUUAAACCAUCCCGUCUUUCAGCCUCUGAGGCAGGUGGAGCGAGAAAAAUCUUCUCCUGCGUCUCCAAACCCGCCACGCUCCUCCAAGAGGAAAACCCACCACCACGGAGAGAACACGGUUCCCACGAGGAGUCACAACAAGAGUUCGAGUCGUCGCUCCACCAGCAAAGAGUGCUCCAGCCUCCCUCGUCACGGCGACCUCCAUCACCUCAGCAACGAGAGCUUCCUGAACGGCAACAAGCCGGCUCCGUCCAGUUUGAGCCCGACGCUCCACCCGAAGGGCCAGUACCUGUCGCAGACCCUGAACCGCUCUGCCUCCUCCAGCAAAGACCUGGCUAACAACAACCUGCCGCACCUCCUCAGUCCCAAAGAAGCGAAGAACAAGACGGAGUUUGAUUUCAGUUUGGGACCGUCCACAAAGUUAACGGAUCAGGGACACGGAGCGAAGUACAGCCUCAGUAAACCGAGCUCGUCUCGCUCUCAGCAGCAGCAGCAGCAGCAGCAGCAACAGGCCGGCCGACACAACUUCCUGGAAAAUAAAACCAACACACUGCAGUCUGGAGGAGAGAAGCAACAUGGCCGCCACACCCACAGCAUGGCCGACUCCGCCCACGGGUCCAUGUCCUCCUCUUCUAAAAGCUCGGCCUCUUAUCUCAGCCUGUCCAAGAGCCACGGUGCUUUGAGCGACGCCAAAUCUGUGGGAAACCUCAGCGACGGUCGACUUCAUCCCGAUGACCCCAAUGCCAACCCGGCAGCUGUUCAAGGACCCGGAGCCCGGUUCUUCCCUGCCAGCUGUUUAGACCUCAAUGCCCCUCAAGGACCUCCAGGACCCCCCGGCAGCCCCUCAACCAGACACAGCGAUCGGUCCGGGCACAGCCCCGCCUCUCGAAGCAGUGGUAAUGUCCGCAUGGAGAGCAGCACGCUGGACUCCUCAUCCAGACACAAAUCCAGGCAUAAAUCUUUAGCCCCAGAAGAUGCUGGCGCUCCAGAGCUUUUGGACCCAGGAGGACCGGCCAUGUCCAGCACCCACACUCUGCCGUCUCCACACGAGUCGUAUCACUACGGACUAGGCUACACCUCCCCCUUCUCCUCUCAGCAGCGACCUCAGCGGCACUCCAUGUACGUGAGGAGGGAACGCCAUCGACCGCACGCAGUGGAAGGCGGCAUGGCGGGUUUGCCUCCACCGGGGCAGAACAUCCCAACGAGAGCCAGCAGCCUGCAGCUCCUGUCCCCUCAGCUGCAGCACCGGACCACCCUGACCGGACACUCAGUCAGCUCCUCGAGGGAGGACUGCACCGACGACAUGACGAGGAGUGAGCAGCCCCCUAAAGACAUGAGCCACCCCUGCCCCAUCAAAGACUCUACGAGGGACAACCCAGCUGCUUUUCAUACGCAGCGCUCUAAAAACGAGGUUGGUAUGUAUCACGACCCCCACGGUGACGAUGGAGGAUCCGCCAAAGAGAACCGCAUGAUCUUCACCGAGUCCAUGCCUCGACGAGUCGGCAGUUUCUACAGAGUCCCCUCCCCCAGACCGGAUAACUCCUCUUCUUUCCACGAAGGUGUUGGUCCAGGUCGAGGACCGGUGGGACCCGUUGUAGCCGGGGACCCGGGUGGCGUGGGGAGUCACUCCAAACGCCAGACGGCUUUCGACUGGACGGCUGCAGAGGCAAUGGUCAUGAAUCCUCCGGAGCCGACCAAAGAGAAGGAAAAACAAGGCUUCUUCAGGUCUAUUAAAAAGAAAAAGAAGAAGACACAAAUAGUUACCGGAAAUGGACAGGAACACCUGUCCCUCCAGAGGAGCUCCAAGGUGUCCUCUCACCACAGCAGCCGACGGAAAAACCGCGAGCGAUCCAGAGACAGGGACCGAGACCGGGACCAGAGCAGGGACAGGGAGAGAGAGAACAAAAGAGAGAGGGAGAGGGGGAGGGACAGAGACAGAGUCUCUGAUUGGCCCCCGGACAAACAGGUGGACUCUCACUCCCAGAGCCAACCUCUGAAGUCCCUCCGCCGGCUCCUCCACCUGUCCCCGUCCUCCUCCAACCAGGGACAGCCUCCUCCUCCAGACCUGCGCUUCCAAGCCCCCCUCCCCAACCCGCCCCAGCCUUCCAAACCGGGUUACCCCGAGAGCCGGGGCCACACAGAGAGCCGGGGCCACUCGGGGGUCAGCAGCUCAGGCCAGCCCAAGAACCGCAAGGCCAGCUACCCCUUACCGGGACAGAUCGAGUCCAGCUGGCACGUGUCGGCUUUACAGCGGGUGGAGGGGGCUCAGUUCACCCCCGAACAGCUGGGCAUCAAACCGGGUCAGAACGGACCAACCUUUACCCGGGCCUCCCGCUCCAGGAUGCCAAAUCUCAACGACCUGAAGGAGACGGCUCUGUAACCGGUCCUGAACGGCUCCAUCCUGCAAGGCCCUGGAAUAAAACUUCACCAAGGACCAGUGUGACCAGGUCACACUGGUCCACACAGAGACCUGGACCUUCUCAGGACUCUGGUCCUGCAUCAGGAGACUCUGCCUCUCUGCUGCCCCCACCUGCUCAAACUGCGCUACUGCAACGACGGUGGCCUCCAAACUCCAAGGGGGUUUCAAACUCUAUUUGAUAACAAAACAAAAGAUUUAUAUCAUUAUUUAUUAAAUAUUUAUGUUUUAAAUUCAAGGAUAUAAGCUAUAAAUGACAGCAUGUAGGGAAUAUUGUAGGAUAAUUUUGGAUUAAACGUGUAAUUGCAAGAGCUUUAGUUUCGACACAGAGAUAAUAGAUAUUUAUGUGUUAAUAUAA